Molecule: messenger RNA, 2190 nt
Organism: Lycium barbarum (goji berry)
Lineage: Eukaryota; Viridiplantae; Streptophyta; Magnoliopsida; Solanales; Solanaceae
Exons: 4
Coding region: 1-2190 (729 amino acids)
Source: RefSeq, a predicted model, not a curated record
AUGACACUUGAAACUUUUCUAAGUCAUGGCUUGGUUAGGUGCCCUUGCGUGAAAUGUCAAUGUAGGAAUUACGAGAAUCCAGAGAUUGUUAGGCUUCAUCUCUAUAAAGACGGCUUUCAAAAAGAUUAUACAGUGUGGACUAGUCAUGGAGAAAUGAAUAGUAGUUUUGGUAGAUUUCAAGACUUUGUUGUUGGUGAAAGUAGUAGGUCGGUGGAACCUAAUGUCCAAAGUUCUAGAAUGCACGACAUGGUUCAAGAUGCUUAUGGGAUGCAUUCUGAUUUUGAAUCCGGUAACCAUGGUGAAGAAGCUCCAAAUGAAGAAGCUAGUCGUUUUUUUGAACAGUUGAAAAAGGCUAGUCAGCCUUUAUAUGACGGUAGUCCCCACUCUCAAUUGUCUAUUGCUGUUAGAUUAUUAAGCAUCAAAGCAGAUUGGAAUGUUCCUCAAGGUGCAAUGGAUGCUGUGAUUGGCCUUAUACAUGAAUUAGUUGACCCGAAUUUAGAGAUACCUGAAAAUUACUAUAAGGCAAAGAGACUAGUAUCUAAGUUAGGACUCUCGUCGAUGAGAAUUGAUUGUUGUGAAAAUGGAUGCAUGUUAUACUAUAAGGAUGACGAAGGUCUAGAAUGUUGUAAGUUUUGUGGAAGAGCUCGUUUUAAGCGGACUCGUAGCGGGAAGAGGGUUGCCGUUAAGGCGAUGCAUUACUUACCUCUUACACCAAGGUUAAAGAGGUUGUACGCAUCAAAUAGCUCCGCUCCUCAUAUGAGAUGGCACAGUGAAAAUAGAAGGCCGCCUGGUGUUAUGUGUCAUCCAUCAGACGGAGAGGCUUGGAAACAUUUUGACACAACAUAUCCAGACUUUGCGGCUGAAACACGAAACAUUAGGUUGGGUUUAUGUUCCGAUGGAUUCACUCCACAUUCUGUUUCUGCUGCACCAUAUUCUUGCUGGCCUGUUUUUUUAACACUAUAUAAUCUUCCGCCUGAGUUGUGGGUUGAGACGUUUGACGUUUCUCUUAAGCAGAAUUUUAAUUUGCGGGCCACGUUAAUGUGGACUAUUAAUGAUUUUCCUGCCUACGGGAUGUUGUCUGGGUGGAUGACUGCUGGAAAGUUAUCCUGUCCUUACUGCAUGGAGAAUACUAAAUCGUUCACUUUAAAGCAUGGCAAAAAACAUUCAUGGUUUGAUUGUCACCGUCAAUUCUUGCCACUGGAUCAUGAGUUUAGGAGUAUGAAAAAUGGAUUUAGGAAGAACAAAAUUGAACGAAACUAUCCACCUCCAAGACUUUCAGGAGAGGAAAUUUGGGAGAGGGUUGAGAACUUUCCAAAAGUUACUGAAGAACCACCGUACAAGUUCGAUGGGUAUGUAAUGGAUGUCAAGGGCAAGACAAAAGAUAAUCCAAAGGCAAGAUUGGACUUACAGGAAUAUUGUAUGCGUAAAGAGUUAUGGUUGCAGGACAAAGGGAACGGGGUCUUCAAGCCUAAGGCUAGUUAUUCAUUCACAAUGGAUCAUAAGCGAAAGAUUUGUGAAUGGGUUAAGAACUUGAAGAUGCCUGAUGGGUAUGCAUCAAAUUUGGAAAAACGUGUUGAUAUGGCGCAAGGGAAAUUACAUGGGAUGAAAAGCCAUGAUUGUCAUGUUUUCAUGGAAACUUUACUCCCCAUUGCAUUUAGUAGCUUGCCUGCCCGAAUUUGGAAGCCUAUGAAAGAAAUUAGUUUGUUCUUCAAAGACUUGUGUUCCAGUACGUUGAGGGUAGACAACCUGGAUCGGAUGCAUCAGAAUAUUCCUGUAAUAACAAGUAAGUUGGAGAAAAUUCUUCCACCGGGGUUCUUCGAUGUGAUGGAAUAUCUUCCAAUUCACCUUGCGGAGGAAGCUCGACUCGGAGGCCCAGUUCAUUGUCGUUGGAUGUAUCCCUUCGAGAGAACUAUUGGCAAGUCUAAACGGGGUAUCAAGCAGAAACAUAGAGUUGAAGGAUCAAUUUGCGAAGCCUACCUUGCUAAGGAAACAACUCAUUUCUGUUCUUACUACUUUGGGAAUGAUGUGCCAUGCUUGCGAAACAGACCCAAUCGGCAUUAUGAAGGAGGUGAGAAUGAUGCUUUAGCGAAGCCAAUAUCAAUCUUCAAUCAACCGGGUUCAGGUUCAAAAAAACGUACAAGACAAUUUAAUGAUAUGGAGUCUAAAUUUGCAUCGAUACAUGUUUGCUAA